GCAGUCACGGGAGGAUGCAUAGGUGGUGGGUGAUGGCGGUGAUGGUGGUGGGGGUGAUCGUCCCCGCACUGGGGGACUGGACCGCCUCGUGUCCUCAGUCCUGCCAGUGCACUUACGUCUCUAACAGGAAAGUGGCCAAGUGCGAGGCGAGCGGCUACUCGACUUGUUGUUGCUUGAUGCUGCUGGUGUUGUUGCUUGAUGCUGCUGGUGUUGUUGGACUUGUCAACCUGCAGAAGUUAGACGUGUCAUCGAACCAAAUCUCGUAUGUGGACAAAGACGCUUUCUUCGGCCUCCACAUCCUGACGCACCUCAACCUGGACCACAACAGGGUGGAUAAGCUCCAUUUAUCCACUUUUUCUAACAUGGAGAAACUGAGGGAGCUUGACUUGAGUAACAACGAACUCAGUCGUCUGGAGGCCAAACAGUUUCCUUCGCUGCCGCACCUCCAGAAGCUCAAACUCAACAAUAACGACAUCAAUUUCAUCAAUAAUCUGGCUUUUGCUAACCUCCCCAACAUCACAACCAUUGAGCUUGCUGGCAACAAACUGCAACGCGUUGAUGCAGCGUUGUUUGCGUCCAGCCCUCGUCUGGUGGCGUUGGAGCUCGGCAACAACGCUUGGCAUUGCGACUGCCGCAUGAGGGAGUUCGCUCGCUGGAUGUUAGCCUCCAACGUCUUCAGAAACACGAACUGGAAUUGCUUCUCCCCGGACCGUCUACAGAACAUCCAUUGGGCAGACGUCCCUCUGGAGGACUAUGCUUGCGACCCUGUCAUCAGGACCUCUAAAGACAUCGUGCUGGUAUCAGUGGGCCUUCAUGCCACACUCGAGUGCUGGGCCCAGGGUGACCCCACCCCUUCCCUGAAGUGGGUUGCUGAGCGCAAAGUUCUUUCAAACAUGACCACCAUCGGUGAGACCUCCGACCACUACGCGGUGAUAACCUUGCAGAACUCAACGGGCGUGCACUCAACUCUCGACUUGGGUAUCUACGGCACGGCUCACCCUACAACGUAUAAGUGCAUUGCCACUAACCCCGCCACGAGUGUGGAGAGGACCAUUGAGGUAGUGGUGGGUUCUGCAGACCAGCUUGACGAAGCCGUCACAGCCGGACCCCAGUUGUGGGUGCUCAUUACGGUUGGCGCGGUGUUAAUUGUGCUGCUGAUAUUGCUUAUCAUACUAGUGAUUGGCUGCUGCUUGUGCAGACGAAGACAAGCCACGCCUCGUGAUAAGAGCAACGGUCCUGACAAUGGCAAUAUUAUGAUUGUGCCGCCCUCUAGCACCGUCAAUCCGAUCGUUAAGCCCAUGCGCCAAUAUGAGAAGCUACCCCAGAACGACAUUGAGAUGACCAACGUGACGCACUCGCAAGACAAGAGCUUCGACGACGAGCUCAACUACUCGACAAACAACCGAUCCAUCUAUGUUGAUCGAUCACGGUUACCCGCUGUAGUUGAGGAGGGGGCAAUUAUGGGGCUCUACUCUUCCCUGCCAUAUCACGUUCCUCAGGCGCCUUCCCCUUCUUUCACUAUACAGUCGAACAUGACACAAACCACCACUACCGCUCAGUACCCUGAUAUUCUUGACAAUGUUGGAGUACCACGUACCAUCUCUCCGACACAGGUUUCGUACCAGAGCCUUGCCUACCCUACUCUUGCCCCAGACUGGAGGUUCAGCUACGCGCAUCCCAUGGAUUACAACGGGACGGAGUAUGCCCCCGAAUUCAGCCGCUCCCCUGUUUCGUACAGCACUCCUCAGCACCAGCGUCCAGGCUACGUCACUUUGCCACGUAGACCAAGGGCUCCUUCGUGGAGUGGCGUACCACGAGGCAACCCACUCAUUGUACCCAACCCUUUGUUGAGUACUGCUUCACCUACACGCUACGCCAUCUACGAUACCCUUGGUCCACGUACCACAGCUGACGGCACCUCGACCACGGACCUCACGAGACCGGGGUCACGAGCAGCGCUUUACGAACCCUUGCCUCCUGUAGGCACCCUCUCACCCACUUCCCCCAGUGCCCUUGCCGCCCAUUACACGAUAAUGGCCGCCCAAAAACCCACCAGACGUGCUGGUGCGUCUCAGACGCUCCCGAGAUCAACGCCCAACCUCCUAGACGACUCGCUGCGAUCUCACAGGCGACGUCCUGUUGAUGUCCACAGCCCCUUGGGGAAAGCGAGCGAAAUAGAGCCCUUGAUCGAAGACCCCAAUCUCGGAAUUCCUUAUGAGCCAUCCCUCAACUGUACAUCAGACGACGAUGUUUUCAGCCCUGGACUUGAGGGAAACCUCAACAACAAUAAUAAUAACUUCAAAAACAACUUCAACAGCGCCAAAUAUGGCACUACGAGCAACAAUACUCAUAACCCGGAGCGGGUGGAUGAGGCACUCUUAACCCCGCUGGCAGCUUCACCGUCUCAUUCAAAUAAGUCUUCAAACCGGACACUGAACUCCUCCAUGUCACCCUCGCCUGUCCCCACUCCUACACAGAUCUUAUCUUCAGCAGAUAAGGCGCCCGUUGAUGAUAUGAAACACCCACUGGAUACUUUCUCCCCCUCCAUUUCCUCCAAGAACCUUCCUACGGGCACGAACGGGUACUCAUCAGCGGGCUCCAUGUCUUCAGGCUUCUCGGAAUCAAGGUCCCCCAUCUCCCCCACUCUUAUGAGCGGUGACAACUACGGACCGCCCAAGAAGAAGGUUCCUCCCAAACCGCCCCCUAAGCCAUCCAAACGCCUGUCUGUGGCGUCCACGUCGAGUGACGCAAGCCUCGUGGUCAGACAGUCUUCUAUCCAGUACGAAGACAACGGCCUUGACGGCUCGGAAGUGUAAAGAUACACAAAUACUUAUGGUGUCCAGAAGUAAGGACUCGCAUAGUAUGGAGGUUCAUACGUAAAAAGUGUGUAUAAAAUCAAAGAACAGACUGCUGCUCCCACAUGCUAGCGAUAUUAUGCAUGGAAACUGCAUGAAGGCUCUGAAGUUUGAGAAGUAACGUGUGUGGAAAAUUUAACUUCACAGAUUCGAGCAAUGAACACAAAUGACAUUAAGGUGAAUGAGCGUGUUGUUAACUAUGAACGAGCUGCGGGCUUUUUAGUACUUCUAACGUGAAGUCUGUUUAUCUAUUUGCAUUAAAAACUUCAAUAUCCGAAGAAUGGUGCCGAUUGUGCAUCGUGGGUAUAUUCAAAUUUUAUAAUGAAAGCAAUUCUUCGAACUGAUCUCUUUUAACGAUCUAUCCCUCGAAUGGGAAGUUGGAAGUGGAAACAAGGAAUGCAUUUCUCACAUGGAGAGAAAUAAAUGGUAUUUUUGCAAAAUAUUUUUGUAUUGAGCGCAUUUAGGUACAUCGUGUAUUAUGUGUUUUAUAUUCCUACCUAGGGGCGUGAAGUGUGUUAUUCCCCACCCUCGAUAAAGAUGAUGUUAGCGACUAUGCUCACUAUGAUGGUAGUGAUGUUGAUAGCGGUGAUGUUAGCGAUGAUGUAUCUGUGAUUCGUCCUACGUACCAAGUAGGCAUUUUUCCGCGUGUCUUUGAUAAGGGAUGACAGUUCCUGGUAACGCUUUUAUUUUUAGAUUUUGCUUGUAGGUAAAAACAAGAGCUACAAGACUUUUUCGAAAAUAUAUUGUGUAUGCUAUCCUUCUAUUUUGUUACAUUGAUUGAACGCUGGAGUUUCGUAUGCUCUGUUUUUGUAACUUGAACAACUUAUCUUAGUUUUGUUGCUGUUGGCAUACUAUCUUUAGGCACCUAGUCUGUUAUGUGCGUGUAAAACGUACGGUAGUAGCUUUACAUGUUGUCGUUUCAUAGUAAAUUUGGUACACGAGCUUUCGGCGACUAAAACGAAAUCUGAAGAGCAAGUCUGUCAGGAAGCAGACUACUGCUGCUGCUCCCCGUGGCACAGACUGUUGCUUUCCGUACCACAUUCGGUUUUAUCUUUUGCUGCAGCUUCCACUAUAGAAUUCAUAGGCUCGCAUAAAAAUUUAAGCAUUAAUAAAUGUUUUACGAAUUAAACCAAAAGUGUUAAAGUUCUAUCGUGUUGAAGAAGUAUUCUGCUAACGUAUGAUUCGUCUAUAUUUGUUACUGCAAGCUAGCAGCAUUGACUAGACGUGAGGUAUAUGAAGCUUCGACUUGCCUUUCAGCUUAAUUUGUAAUGGAGUUUAUUUUUUCUCUUCUUUUACUAUCAGUGUCGUCAUUAAUUUAGAGAUAGGAUGAGUGCCUGACGAUAUAAAUAAUGAGGAAUUAUUGAUGAGUUAGUUCGCUGAUAUUUUAAGAAGAGUACGGAAGCAAUGUUAGAGGUCAUCCGCCAGGCAUGGUCGUGACGUUGUCAGUUGUGCUACCGGCUUAGUAUCUUGCAUUCGAUUAGACUGUGUAUAGAUUUAUACGCGUUUCUAGAGUGUUGACUAGAACCUUUUGUAACUGUAAUGCGACCAAACUUUGCAAUAAAGGAUUUGGUACAA
Molecule: messenger RNA, 4430 nt
Organism: Hyalella azteca
Lineage: Eukaryota; Metazoa; Arthropoda; Malacostraca; Amphipoda; Hyalellidae
Exons: 7
Coding region: 15-2816 (933 amino acids)
Molecular function (GO): protein binding
Source: RefSeq, a predicted model, not a curated record